Molecule: messenger RNA, 1428 nt
Organism: Aspergillus aculeatus ATCC 16872
Lineage: Eukaryota; Fungi; Ascomycota; Eurotiomycetes; Eurotiales; Aspergillaceae
Product: pyridoxal kinase
Exons: 5
Coding region: 188-1228 (346 amino acids)
Biological process (GO): pyridoxal 5'-phosphate salvage
Cellular component (GO): cytosol
Molecular function (GO): pyridoxal kinase activity
Source: RefSeq, a predicted model, not a curated record
CCCCUCCCCUCCUCCACCAGUUCCUCCUUCAUUUCAUCAUGGUCGCUGAUCUCUUUGUUCCCGAAACACGGGUCCUCGCGGUAGCCAGCCAUGUACGUGAUGCUCAUCUCUCAUCUUUUUCCACAGACCCUCAAAUAGUCAGCUGACCUAGUCGGACUAGGUCGUCUACGGAUAUGUCGGCAAUAAAAUGGCCAGUGUGGUCAUGCAGCUACUGGGUUGUGAUGUUGCCGCGCUGAAUACAGUGCACUUCAGCAACCACACGGGCUACAGGCAAUUCAAAGGGACAAGAGCAACGGCUGAAGAGAUCUCCGCGCUCUACGAGGGCCUGACCCAAAGCCACCUUACUGACUUCGAUGUUAUGCUGUCUGGCUACGCCCCCAGCGCUGCCGCAGUGGAGGCUGUUGGGGCUAUAGGGAUGGAUCUUCAGCGCAAAGCAGAGAAGAAACCAGGUUCAUUCUUCUGGGUCCUGGACCCGGUCAUGGGCGAUCAAGGCCGACUCUAUGUUAACAACGAUGUCGUCCCCGCAUACAAGGAGAUGAUUCAUCACGCAGACUUGAUCCUACCGAAUCAAUUCGAGGCCGAAGUCCUAUCCGGAGUCAAAAUCACCUCUCUCAGCACCCUCGCAGAAGCCAUCACCGCUAUUCACGCCACCUACAAGGUUCCCCACGUUAUCAUCACAUCCGUCCAGAUUUCCAACCUCUCAGAUUCAUCAUCCGCAUCAUCCACUACGUCUUUCGCAAACACGCUCACCGUGAUCGGCUCCACCACUCGCUCUGAUGGCUCCCCGCGUCUGUUCCGCGUCGACGUUCCCGCACUCGACUGUUAUUUCAGCGGGACCGGGGACAUGUUCGCAGCCCUGACGGUGGCUCGGCUCCGUGAGGCCGUCUUUGCCGCCGACCCCGCCCUCCGCACCACCAAAUCCUGGGUCUCCCCAGAUGACGUCCCCGCCACAGCAUUACCAUUGGCACAGUCCACCGUCAAGGUUCUAGCCAGCAUGCACUGUAUUCUCGAGAAAACCAUGGAAGCGCGUAACACUGAGCUUCAAGCAACAGUUGUCUCCAACGGGGAGGUGCUUAGUGAAGAAGAGAGCAAGAAACAAGAGCACCUACGCGAGAGCAAAGCCGCAGAGGUGCGAGUAGUGCGACACGUCCAAUUCCUGCGCGAGCCGACGGUGGAAUUCCUGGCGCAGGAAUGGAGCAAAGACGAUCUGCCAGCACAAUUCCGGUGAACACUUUUUUCUGUAAUUCAGUCAUGGGGUCUGCAUAGAUCGAGCAUAGAUGUUGUUUAGCAUGGUCAGGGCUUGGUUUUUGAGGUCUGUAGACAACAGACUUUCAUUCAAGGAUUAGAUGAUAAGGAGAGUAUGAGGUAUAGAACGUGGGCUGUAUAAUAACAAUGUUUCAAGUUCAAAUGCAUUUCAUGAGGUAUACG